AUGGGAGACAGAGUUUCUAUUCAGGAAGGAACCUCCAUACCUUUGUCUGACUCAUCCUUGAUCAAAGGGAAUAAUGUGAAAGAAUCUCUGCUGCUUGUGGCUGUACAGCCUCUUCACCCCACAGCGAACAACUGCCAACAGUUCCUUGGCAGCUGUAGUUUGUGCCAGUUGUGUCAGAGUUGCACACAAUUUUCUCAGACCCUGGGAAUGCAGCCGUGAGCUUCCAAAAGUCCCCAAUGUCCUUGUCUUGCAUUCUGAGCACCGCUCCAACGUUCUAUUUUCUCUACUUUGAUUAUUUGUCUAGGACGUAUGUCUACAACAACGACAAUAGUGGAUGGUAAGAACGGAUCUGUUCCUGCGACAUCCAUGAAAGUGGGCAAGAAAUCAGUUACAGAAGACCUUCUGACAACAUUCAGCUCACCGGCCGCAUGGCUUCUUGUUGUUGCUCUGAUUGUUACUUGGUCAGCAGUAGCUAUUGUGAUGUUUGACUUGGUGGAUUACAAAGCCUUUGCAGGAAGAUCUGUUAACAAGCUCAGCACAGAACCACUGAGAAUCAUUCAUGAGACAUUGGAAGAAUCCACUGAUUGGGUUUAUGGCUUUAUGUCUUUACUGUCUGACAUCGUAUGGAGUGAUGAUGAUGACAGUGAUGAAGGUGAAGUGGAACAUUCCCUGAAAAGAAAAGAAAUUCAUAAAGAGAAACCUGAGAGACAUGAGAAACGAACAUCACCAAAAGUAAUUCACAGAGACAAACCUGAAAAACAAGAAAAAAAUGAAAGGAAGGAACCCCUAAAGGUGACACACAAAGACAAAUUGGAAAGACAAGAAAAACCUGAAAAAAAAGACAGGCAUACAGUUACACAUAAAGAGAAACCUGAAAAGCCAGAAAAACCUGAAAAGAAAGCACCUUCUAAAGCAAUUCAAAAAGAAAAAGUGGAAAGACAUGAAAAAGUUGAAAAGAAAGCUCCUUCCAAAGAGGAAAAGAAAGUAAAGAGCACCAAAGUGGAAGCAAAAGUUAAAAAGGAAGUGAAGGAUGGAAAAAGUGAAGCAAAGAUGGCUGAAAAACUCAAGCAGGCAGAGACUAAAACAGCAGAAGUUGGGCUAAUAAAACCCAACCCAAAAGUUAAGGAGGAGAAAGCUCUUCAGACUGUAACUAAAUCGGAAAAGAAAGAUCAAUAUGCAUUCUGUCGCUAUGUGAUUGACAUGUUUGCGCAAGGGGAUUUUUAUCCAGAACAUAAGGAAACAGUAUCACCUCGUCUUCUUCUAGAACACAGUCCAAGGAAGAAGCCAUCAACUACUGAAGAAAGAGAAGAAGAAAAGAAAGUAUCUCAUGUGAAGAGGGCUACCACUGAAACCAAGAAGAAAGAAAAAGAAGGAAGAAAAGAGAAAGCUCAUGAGAAGACAGCUGUCCCUGAAAUUAAAAAAGCAGAUAAAAAAGAAGCUGCUGUGUCCAAAGAACUUAAAAAGCCAGCAAAAGCUCCUGCAGCCAAACCAACUGCCACAAAACCAGCACCACCAGAACCACACAAGAAAGAAAAACUAGUGGAAUCUGCCAAAACAGCAAAGAAAGAAGUAAAAGUACAUGCAUCUGUGGAAACACAGAAGUCAAAAGCAGCACCUGAAAAAAAGGAAGAAAAAACAAUGAAGGCAGCAGAGCAAGAUAAACCCAAGAUGAAACAAAGAAAUCCUGGAAAAGAGAAAGAAUUGAAAUCUCCAGCUGCCACAAAAGACAAAGAGCACACUAAAGAAAAAGAAGGAAAAAAUUCUACAGCUUUAAAAGAUAAAGAGUCUCUGAAAGGAAAAAACCCCAAUAAUCCAGGGGGAAUAAAGGAGAAAGAGCCUGGUAAAAGAAAAGAUGUCAAGCCUCCAGCAGUCUUAAAGGAAAAGGAGUCUUCAAAGGGAAAAGAAAUGAAGACUUCAACUUUCAUUAAGGAAAAAGCUGCAGUGAAAAAGGAAGAGGAGAAGAAAGCCGCCAUAGAGAAACAUCAUGAACAUAAACAUGAACCUGUUAAACGUGAAAAAACUCUUUCUCAAAUUAAGUCAGACGAGAAAACUAAACAACAAAAGACAGCUCCCACUGAGAAAUCAGUCCAGCCAAAGCCAGCAAAGCAUGAAGCUGUCAGACAUGAAAAAGGCGUUCUGCCAACAAAACCAGCCAAAUCAAAACCAACUGCAAAACUAGCAGCUGAAAUCCCAACAGCAGCCCAGAAAAAAACAAAGACAACUAAGGAAAAAGAGGAAAAAACAACUGAGAAGAAACAUCAGAAGCAUGAGAAAAAUAAAGGAGUCCUGCCGGUAAAAGAAGCUCCACGACAUCACAACUUGACAUCAGCUCCUGUCCGCUACUUUCAAUGCGUCUUCCUAAAUGGGCCUAAUGGAUAUGGACUGCAAUUCCCCACUAACCCACCCUCCAAAAAGGAAGAAAAGAUUCACUCAAAGACUUCCAAGAGAAAGACAAAGAAACCUGGGCAGUAAAGAGACUGUCCUCUGCAAUUAUUCACGUUUUGCACUUUAUCUUUUCUGCUGAGGUCCACAGCAGUUACAGUGGUACCCGUCAUUGCAAGAAUGUGAUCUGGUUGGUCAUGUGCACCUGGAAAAGUUUCCAUUUUCAUGGGGCAGACGCAGACAAAGAGUAAUGAACUGUGUUUGGCAAAGGUAGAAAUGUGCAAGUGCCCCAUAUAUUAUGGAAAUACUGCAAUGCUGACAAAACAUUGGACUGACUGUGUGUGCUUGUACAUGUGUGUGUUGUGUGUGUGUGUUUUCCUGCCUCUUCUGCUCUUUUUGUUUUUCUCUACCUGCUCAGCAUUAAAGUGAGUCUAUUUUCCAUUUAAUCAUAUUUAGGGAAGGAAAGGAUGAAUGCAGCUGUUAUAUCAGCAAGAUUGCGAGACUACCUGCAAUUCUAAAUCAUUUCUUCUUAGCGUUCAAUCAAAUUGCUGACAGGAAAAAGCCUCACUAAGUCAUGAAAAUGCGCUCAGUGACUGGUGCUAUUUUUAUGUCUCAUUGACCAGUGUAGCCUGAAGCUAUCGCUUACUCUGAGUAGCUCAAUUUACAUCAGUAAGUUCACUCUCCAAGCCAUGUUAAUGAUGAAUACUUACCUUUAGCUUGAAGUAGUAAAAGCAUGGUGUGUUUGCCCUGCCCUUUGGUGAAAUCCAAACUCUUUCUAAAACCUAAAGUGAGCAGAGAAAAUGAAACAAAAUGGCAAAGAUGAGGAAAACCAAGAGUGUGGCAACAUGAAGUUCCCAAGAAACAGAGAAAAUCUUUUUUAAUACUUCUAUUUUUCUUUUAUGGAUAGAGUUCUUACCAAAUCAGACUGACUUGCAGCACAGACCACACAAACGAAUAAUAUAUCAGUCAACCAUAUUCUAUUAGAAUAAGUCUGAUGGAAAACUGAUGUGAGAUGCCACUCGUGAAACUAAACCAAUCCAGAUUUCUAGGUAAAAAUGUCAAAUUGAUACAAUAUCAGAUUAGUGGGCAAAAAAUGAUGAAAAGGAUGGAUUCCUGAGCUAUUAGAAUGAUUUCCUCCAAAAGCACUCUACUGCUGAUAAAUGAUAGAUGACAACUACAAGUAGAUGUGCAAAUCCUCAACCUUUCUGUGUUUAUUUCUGUAGAAAUUACUGGUUAGUUACCUAAAAAAAGAUGACAUUAGAUCUGUGGAGGCACAUGACUGUAAAUUGGCAUCUCAAUUGUCUGUAUGUCCAGUAAUGUAAAUAAUUGUGCAUUUUUGCAAGCUGCUAUUUGUUUGUAUUUUAUUACUAUACUUUUGCAUUUAAUCUGUGACAUAUGCAGCAGUGACCUUUGUUAUAUAGCUACCAGGUGAAACAUCAUGAGGUUCAACAUGCAACUUGCCUGCUCAUAAUCUGAUCAUACCAAUAACUGCAUACUGCUUUUUCAUUUUUAGCAUAGCUCAAGAUAACAUCACUCUCUUCUCCUGCCUCCUCCUGUUGGGUUACUGAGUCAGGUUAUUACAGUCUGAUUACUGCUCACAGCCCUGUAUGGACUGAAUUCUUGUCUUGGUGCACUCCGCCUUGCACAGGUCCUGUGUUGCAAAAUCUGUCACAGCACCAAGCAACCUAGACAGUGGUUUCUGGAGAGAAGUAGAAACUCUCUUGCCCUAGAGGUAGCUGUUACUAUUUAGGGGCACACUGCACACAAAACUGUUCCGUGUGAGUGCCUCCACUGUCACCUGUGAAAUCUGUUAUAGAGAUAAGUAUAGGACUGUAGAGCUGUCAGACGAGAAUUUUUCAUGAUGAAUUGACAAUCUUUAAUUUCUUUUCGGUAGAUCUUUUUAUAUUUCCAGUGGCUUUUUUCUUUCCUUUGCAAUCUGUGAUUUUGUCUAUUAUUAUGGAUGCUAUUGCCCUAGGUUUUUACUAUGAAAACUGCCUUAAAAUUAGAUUAUAACUUUCUGAAAAUCAGAUAAUUUAAUUCAAAACUUUAUCCAACUUAAAUCAUCAGGACACGAUUUUAUUACGCUAUGAGCUGUUAUUCUUUUCAGCUUCUUUUGCUAAAAUAAAUUCUGUGCAUUAUGGUUAUUCCUAUUUGAGUUGGGAGAUGACAAGAAUAGGUUCCAGAUCUCAUUCCUGUAAUGUUUCAGUUAGAUAUCAGAACGGUUUUGGAAACAUAAACAUUGAAUAUCUGUGAACAAGUGGUAUAGAAUCAGGCACUUAUUGUCAUCUCCUAAUUGUCUCAAAGAAUAGAGGAAACAGAGAUCUACUCUUAAAGUGCAAUCAUUUUUCUCCAUAAAUUAAAUUUGCCUGGAAUCUUAAAAAUAUGUUAUUUGAAUUGCAUGGUUUUACUCAAAUUAGCCUGAAAUAUUGCAAAAUCAUAUGCUGAUUGUUAUCCAUUCUGAAAAAUAAAGAAUAUAAA
Molecule: messenger RNA, 4860 nt
Organism: Rhea pennata
Lineage: Eukaryota; Metazoa; Chordata; Aves; Rheiformes; Rheidae
Gene: TRDN
Product: triadin
Exons: 40
Biological process (GO): regulation of cardiac muscle cell membrane potential; regulation of release of sequestered calcium ion into cytosol by sarcoplasmic reticulum; heart contraction
Cellular component (GO): junctional sarcoplasmic reticulum membrane; plasma membrane; sarcoplasmic reticulum
Molecular function (GO): signaling receptor binding
Source: RefSeq, a predicted model, not a curated record